Molecule: messenger RNA, 2210 nt
Organism: Paramormyrops kingsleyae
Lineage: Eukaryota; Metazoa; Chordata; Actinopteri; Osteoglossiformes; Mormyridae
Product: P2Y purinoceptor 8-like
Biological process (GO): phospholipase C-activating G protein-coupled receptor signaling pathway; positive regulation of Rho protein signal transduction
Cellular component (GO): plasma membrane
Molecular function (GO): G protein-coupled receptor activity
Source: RefSeq, a predicted model, not a curated record
CAUGGAUUAUCUGGUCGUCCUACUGGAAUAAAGCUGCAGCUGUGUAGAUGGAUACUGCAUGUCAGAAUCAGUGGGAAAGAUAACAAGCCAUCUCUACUGCCUCACCAUGACGCAGAACUUCAGCCCGAAUCUCCUUGACAAUACCACCUUAGCUUUUUUUAGGGACAAGUCCAUGAGCGGCGCUGUGUCCGCAGCCUAUGUCCUCAUCUCGCUCAUCAACUUCCCCGCUAACGGCCUCUCCAUGUGGCUCCUGGUGUUCCGCACCUCUCCAAAGAGACCUUCCAUCAUAUUCAUGAUCAACCUGACCCUCACUGACCUAAUUAUUGGCUGUGUCCUGCCCUUCCAAACCAUCUACCUAAUGAAAGGCUACAACUGGACCUUUGGGUCCAGGAUGUGCAGCUUGACAACAGUCUUGUUGUAUGCCAACAUGUACUGUUCGAUUCUGACCAUGACCGCCAUCAGCAUUGACCGCUACAUCGGAAUCGUUCGGCCCAUGAAUUUCAAAAAUGUUAGAAAGAAUUUUUGGGCUGUGAUUGUCUGUGUAGUUUUUUGGGCGGUUGUUUUGGCUGUACUGUACCCACUGGAGAGCACUGACCUGAUGUAUCAGGUACCCGAUCUUAAUAUAACCACUUGUUUUGACGUCCUGAAAUAUAAAAUGCUUCCAACAGUCAAGCACUGGAUUCUUUACCUGAUGAUCUGGUGUGGCGUCUUAUUCCUCAUCCCCUUCAUCAUAACAAUCUUCUGCUAUGUGAACAUCAUCCACUCUCUAGCCAAGACGAGGAGUGACAGAAAGGACAAGGCCCUACGCCUGGCACUCUACGUGCUCCUUGUGUUCAUAGUUUGCUUUGCCCCCAACAACAUCCUUCUGGUGGCUCAUGGCAUUAGAAGACUCUUCUACGGUGACACCUUGUACACGGCCUAUAAGCUAUCGCUCUCGCUUAGCUGCCUAAACAGCUGCCUGGACCCCUUCAUUUAUUACUUUGCUUCCAAAGAGUUUCGUCAGAACUUUAGGAAAGUGCUGGGAUUGAAGAGAGCAAGGAACCAGGAUUCAUCCCAGCAGCACACUUCACACCAUACCUUGCUGUCGAUGAAAUGACCGCCUUCGUUAUUAACGUAAAACAGCCUAGUAGCUAGCUUUGAGAUCUGCGAUUUCUGCUGACUUUUGAGUCCAAGUAUAUGCGACAGCUGUAAAUACACAUAUCAGCUUUAAGAGCAAUCUGUGAAUUUUUGUAUCACAAUUCACAGCUGAUUUUAUUACAUUUAUUACUAUUCUCUAGUUUUGAUGUAUUUUUCAUUGAAGACCUAAUGAUGUAAUUUUGUAAUUGAGUAUUAACAUGAGUAUUAAUAUUUCAGAUUCAAGACAAUUAUGAUACUUGUUAUGCUUCUUAUCAUAGUAUACUACAUGAUAAUGUAUAUUAUACGCUAAAAAGUCUCUUGUGGGCUACUUUGAGUAUUUUGCCAUUAGCUGUAUUAUCGUUAUCAUUACCAUUGUGUUCUUUUUUGCAUUAAAAUGACAUUAAUGUAAUAUAAAUUAGUAUCAGUUGUGCUCUUAAUGUUUUUUUAAAUUACUAUUUAAAAAUUAAUGCUGCCUUAUUUUUAAGUAUUACAGUUUGUGUUUAAAUGUGAAUGAUUUAAUCACAUUGGGGCUCAGAUUUAUGCGGUAAGCCUCUACAUUAAAACAACACCGGAAGUGGUAUUUGCCUUCAGAAACCUUUGUUUAGUUGAACACAAACAUGUUGUCCAAACAGUUUACCACCCAAAUUAAUAUCAAGCAUUCAGUUUCCAGUAAUAUUAAAUCUCAUUCACUUCACUCUUUUUUUAUUUUGAUUUUUUAAACAGCAGUAUAAAUAGCUGAAACAGUUAUAUACUGCAAAGCAAAACUGUGGUUUCUAUUCAUUAUUUAUACAAAUCCACUUAUAUUUUAAUUCUGCCUAUCAUUACAUCAUCAUUAAUGAAGGCAUCAGGCCUUCUCAUCAGAUGGAAUGACCUGACAGAUAUUAAAAAUGCAAAAAAGAUGAUACAUGAAAUGUAUCGUAAUUAGUUUUGAAUUUGUGUAGCAAUUAUUUUUAAUGACGUAAGAACCAAGCAUUCAAUUUAAAGUGAAUAACCUUUUUUGUAUAUUUCUAUUAAUGUAUAAUUUAUUAUACAUAAUGUCCACAAUGUUAUGUUUUGACAAAUAUUCAAUAUGAAAGUAAAAAUGUUUUAUUUCA